Macadamia integrifolia is the source of this 2516-nucleotide messenger RNA. RefSeq names its product probable beta-D-xylosidase 2. Gene Ontology annotation, cellular component: plant-type cell wall. Bases 11 to 2395 code for a protein of 794 amino acids. Gene Ontology annotation, molecular function: alpha-L-arabinofuranosidase activity; xylan 1,4-beta-xylosidase activity. The record is from RefSeq and is a predicted model, not a curated record. Lineage: Eukaryota; Viridiplantae; Streptophyta; Magnoliopsida; Proteales; Proteaceae. The transcript is spliced from 7 exons. Gene Ontology annotation, biological process: arabinan catabolic process; xylan catabolic process.
GACAAGAACAAUGCACCAAAGCCAAAUUAUGGCUGCCCUUCAAGUCGGAUUUGCAGUAUUCCUUCUUCUUUCUACUUAUAAUUACUUGGGCGUAGAAGCUGAAUUCUUAGUCUGCGACAGUAAAGCAUUCGAGAGUAUGAAAAUUGAUAUGAGCACUUUACGCUUCUGUGACAAGAACCUUCCUUAUGAUGUGAGAGCCAAGGACUUGGUAGAUCGAAUGACACUGGAAGAGAAGGUGGCACAGCUUGGGGACAAAGCCUUGGGAGUGCAGCACCUAAACCUACCAGGGUACGAGUGGUGGUCGGAGGCACUCCAUGGUGUUUCAGACGUCGGUCCCGGUACUCAUUUUGAUAAAAAUGUGCCUGCUGCUACCAGUUUUCCCACUGUUAUCCUCACCACCUCCUCUUUCAACGAGACCUUGUGGAAAACCAUAGGCGAGGUUGUGUCGGAUGAAGCAAGAGCUAUGUACAAUCUCGGGUUGGCUGGAUUGACAUAUUGGAGCCCAACCAUUAACGUUGUUAGGGACCCAAGGUGGGGGAGAAUUACAGAAACACCUGGAGAAGAUCCUUAUGUGGUUGGACGUUAUGCCGUCAAUUAUGUAAGAGGCCUACAAGAUGUGAAAGGCUUUGAGAAAUCUAGGAAUCCGAACACACGGCCUCUCAAGGUUGGAGCAUGUUGCAAACACUUUGCAGCUUACGAUGUUGAUAAUUGGAAGGGGAUUGAUCGCUACCAUUUUGAUGCAAGGGUGACCGAGAGGGAUAUGGUGGAGACCUUUAAUCUACCGUUUAAGAUGUGUGUCAAGGACGGAGAUGUAGCCAGUGUCAUGUGUUCAUAUAAUCGAGUCAACGGCAUACCCGUCUGUGCUGAUCCCAAGCUCUUGAAUGGCACAAUCAGGCAGCACUGGAAUCUAAAUGGUUACAUUGUUGCUGAUUGUGAUUCAAUUGAAGUUAUGGUUAAUGGCCACAAAUUCCUUAACGAUACACCAAUUGAGGCUGUUGGGCAAGCUCUCAAAGCCGGGAUGGAUCUGGACUGCGGGAAAUACUACCCAGAGUAUGCAACACAAGCAGUAAGGCAAGGGAAGGUGACAGAGGCUGAAAUCGAUGCGUCUCUAAAGAAUCUUAUCAUUGUUCUAUUAAGACUUGGUUGGUUUGAUGGUAACCCUGGUGGGUAUUCAAGACUUGGGAAGAAUGACAUAUGUUCUCCGGCGCAUCUCGAGCUCUCAGCCGAGGCUGCAAGGCAGGGUAUUGUCUUGCUAAAAAAUGAUAAGAACACUUUGCCAUUAGUUGUUGGCACCGGAAAGCCCAAGUUUGCUGUUGUUGGACCCCAUGCAAAUUCCACGGUAGCAAUGAUUGGUAACUAUAGUGGGGUAACAUGCCAUUAUUCGAAACCAACCGACGCCAUCGCCGAGUAUGGAGAUGUGAUCUAUGCAGCAGGAUGCCAAGGUGUGAAAUGCCCAAAUGGUGAUGGGAUUGGUCAAGCAGUUCAGGCCUCGAAGCAAGCCGAUGCAACCUUCAUCUUUGUUGGAUUGGACCUUUCAGUGGAGGCCGAGAGCUUAGAUCGAAAUGAUCUCAACUUCCCUGGAUCUCAAAAGGCACUCAUCACCCAAAUCAGUGAAGCUGCCACUAAGCCAGUUAUUGUUGUCAUUUUCUCUGCAGGAGGAAUCGACAUCUCCUUUUUGCAACAAGACCCCAAGGUUCAAGCCAUCAUUUGGGCUGGAUACCCUGGUGCCGAGGGUGGCCGUGCCAUUGCCGAUGUCAUUUUUGGCAAGCAUAACCCAGCUGGUCGUCUUCCGAUUACAUGGUACCCGGCAAGUUAUAUAGAUAAUUUCCCAAUGACAUCAAUGCCGCUGAGACCAGUCCCUGACUCCAAGUACCCAGGAAGGACAUACAAGUUCUAUAACGGAUCAACCAUCUAUCCCUUCGGUUACGGAUUGAGCUACACGACCUUCCGCUAUGCCAUUAGGUCUGUAACUAAUCCGGUUAUGGUGGACCUGGGGAAGUUCCAACAGUGCAAGCAAAUCCAGUUCUUGGACGGUAGGAAGACAGAUUGCCCAGCCAUCCUAGUGGAUGAAUCACAAUGCAUGCAAGUGGUGACGGUAAAAGCAAUGGUGACCAACACUGGAAAAAGGGAUGGAGCACAUGUUGUGUUCGUAUACUCCAUCCCACCAUCAGGCAUUGCCGGUGCACCCAUCAAGAGACUUGUUGCAUUCAAGCGAGUGUUUUUAGUAGCUGGAACGUCACAAGUAGUGCCAUUCAAUUUAAAUGCCUGUCGGGAUUUCAGUAUUAUCGCCGACGAUGCUUACGAGUUGUUGCCAUCUGGACAACAUACGAUCAUUGUCGGAAAUGGAAAUGAUGCAGUUACAGCUCAAUUUACCAUCGGUUUUAACCACAAUUAGUUUCAAUAUAGUUCUGUUUUGUUGGGUCUCCUCUACCAAUUCUUUCAAGGUUACAGAACUAAUAAUGUAUUUUUUUGUGCUAAUAUGUCUAAUAAAGGAAAUCUUUUUGUUAUUGCAUCAA